Messenger RNA from Penicillium concentricum, 2307 nucleotides. Its product is annotated as ketopantoate reductase family protein. Lineage: Eukaryota; Fungi; Ascomycota; Eurotiomycetes; Eurotiales; Aspergillaceae. The transcript is spliced from 5 exons. The record is from RefSeq and is a predicted model, not a curated record. Gene Ontology annotation, cellular component: cytoplasm. Gene Ontology annotation, molecular function: oxidoreductase activity. Bases 1 to 2307 code for a protein of 768 amino acids.
AUGGCUCCUCCUCCACGUCUUCGCAUUCUGUCCGUUGGUGGCAACGCGAUCUCAGCCUUUCUCUCAUGGCGACUUCAGGCAACAACUUCCUGCGACGUUACGCUGGUCUGGAAAUCCGGAUUUGAUGCAGUGUCUCAAUACGGUGUCUCAUUUAAAUCAAAAGCAUUCGGCAACGAACGAUUCAAACCCCGGCAUGUUGUUCGUGCUCCCGAAGAAGCCUCAUCCCGUGAAAACGCCUACGACUAUGUCAUCCUUUGUGUGAAAGCCCUGCCGGAUGUAUACGACCUUGCCUCUGUGAUUGAAUCCGUCGUCACUCCCCAGCACACCUGUAUUCUGGUGAAUACCACAAACACACUCGGCAUUGAAGCCCAUCUUGAGCAAAGAUACCCUACCAACGUCAUCCUAUCUCUGGUUUCCAACGUGGAAAUUUCCCAAACCGGUCCCAGCGAGUUUGAACAUCUGAGCUCCAGCGAGAUUCAUGUGGGCGCAACCAACAAAUCUUCCUCCAUCCCGACAUCAAUCCAGAACGACAUGGCGGCGGCAUUGUCAAUGACUUUGAAUUCCGGUCAGGUCGACUGCAAGGUUUCAGAGAAUAUCAGACAGGAGCAGUUUGAACGGAUGAUAGGCCCGAUCGCCUUCCACCCCGCAAGUGUCGUCUUCGACACCCCCAACCAUACACAACUCCUCGAAAAAACCGGUGCUCGUUCACUGAUAAUGGGAAUCAUUGAUGAGCUGAUGGAGCUCGCCUCGGCACAAGGUUGCUCAUUCCCUAGCGACUUCCGGGAUAAGACCGUCCAAAAAAUGAUUUCGUUGGAAUCUCCGACUACAAUGUACUCAGAUUUCCAGGGCCGACGCCCCAUGGAGAUUGAAACUUUCCUAGGGUCACCAAUCAAGUUGGCAAUCGAGACCAAUGUUCGCGUUCCCCGAAUCGAGACAAUGUACGCGGUGCUACACCACCUCAAUAUCGCAAACCAGAACAAGCCCCGGCAGGAGUCUCCACCUGCAUCCGUCAUCGGCCAGCCGCCUCCCCGAAUGUCGUCCGCACCUCAACAGCAGCGGCCCAUGAUGAAUGGUGGCCCGCCAUCUAUGCGUGGAAGCCGAACACCCUCGGGCAUGAGCAUGCCCCCGCAACAAAGACGAGGCCCACCCCCUGGUAUGAUGCCGAGAGGUCCAGGCGGACCCAUGCCGAUGCCACCCCCCAACCGAGUUCAGCGCGAUCCAUCAUUGGAGGGCCUUGAAGAAUUCAGCCAUUUGGUUGUCUACGACGAACAGGGCGAACCAACUAUACCGCAGCAGAAUGGAAAUGGGUACCCCGACCCAGCACCUGGCCCUCUUUCUGAAUUGGCAUUACGGGAGCGAGAGCUGGCUCUUCGUCAACGUGAGAUUCAGCUACGUGAACAGGAGAUGAACAUGCGCCGAGGCCCUCCUGGCCCCCCAGGACGUCGUGGACCGGUUCCUUCCCGCCCUGCUACCGCCUUUGAUGAAGAAGACGAGGAUUACUUCGACCCGAUGGAUAACAUGGGGAUUCCUCACGUCGACCCUGACAGUGUCGACAUGAUGAGCAUGACUUCCCGCCGAAGGGGCAAGGGUCCCAGCCACAGCCAGUUCCGCAAAAACCCUGAAUUCGGUGUAAACGCUCCUGGCUCUGGUGGCAGCCGUCCUUCCUCAUCGGCCUUUAACCGCUACUUUGGUAGAAAACGCACGAGCGAUCGUGUGAUGCAAGAAAUCCCCGGUCUCCAUGAUUCGCUCAUGGACAACCCCAUGAUGAGCUACUCCUCCAACAGAUAUGGAGCCGUCGACCGAAACCAGAUGCACGCGGAUUCUCGAGCCAAUUCUUUAACGGCCAGCCACAUGGGCGACUACCCACCUCGACCCUUCCCACAAAGCCGGCGAAACAGCCAGACUCCUGGAAUUCCAUUCGGCGGACCCCCAGGACCUCAUGGACACCCUGGCCCAGGAGGCCCCCGGAUGGGCCGCCCUCCAAUGCCGCGUGAACACAGUCUUGGACCCCCUGGUGGACCUCACAAUAACCAGCCUUCACCUCCUGGUAACAUGCGUACGCCAGUGCCGCGGUAUCCUCCAGGACAAGGAAACGCAGCAGGGCCGCAGCAAGUUGAGCAACACUAUGGGGUGAGCAACGCGUUCCCCGCUAAGGGUCCUCCUAAGAACCAGAAUCUGACCGGAAGUGCGAGCGCCAGCGCGGGGAGUGGUGAUAGUGGAGCCAGUGCCAAUCUUGAUUCCGAACCCUCAUCUCACAGCAGUCAGAUCAGCCUCGGUGGGCAGGGGGUCGCGGCGCCCGUUCGCUGA